AUGUCAAUAGAAUUUUCAUCCUUCAAGGUAAAAAAAGUCCUCCCGCUCAUAAAUAAAAAGAGGAGACAUGCAAUGGCGCUAACUUUACCGGUGAACUUUGUGUACAUGAAUACCGUAUUUCAUG
Messenger RNA from Acaulospora morrowiae, 124 nucleotides. NCBI's taxonomy places the organism in Eukaryota, Fungi, Glomeromycota, Glomeromycetes, Diversisporales, Acaulosporaceae. The record is from the annotation of a GenBank genome assembly.